AUGCAAAACUCCACCUUGCGUAGUGUGGCGAACGAACAAUGGGGCAGAGGGGCGCUGGGGUCGGACAAUGAGCGAAGCCGCGGGCUGGCGCACGGCAAGCGCCAUGGACGCUCGCCUCACUUCGGAGGAGGCCCGGCUAACUACCCAAGUCGACGCUACAUCAUGUUAAAACCACAAUACGUGCCUUCAAUGGCGCGCGAUCUGAGCGGAGCGCAUCCACCGCGGCGUGGCUCCCGCCCCGACAGGGGCAAAAAGACCGCACCGCCUGCCCUGGACCACACGGGACCCCACGCCGGACCUCGCUUUGUGCCAGCGAUGCUUUAUUGGUCGGGGCACAUGACAGGGGCGAGUGCUCCCCUUAACGGCAAAGGGAAGUUUAUCAAUUGUGGAAGCGUCGCCUUAAGCGCGCGCCGUUCCCACGCCGAGAUCAAAGGCGCCGCCGCGUGUGACCGCGCCGCACCGAAAUUGGCUCGGCCAGUAACUCUUGAAAUGACGAAAGUGGUCGGCCACUUGCGCAACGGCGCGUGCAAAUACUCGCCCAUUCACCAUCUGGACGUGGCCUCCCCGCGCCGCACCCGCCGAAGUUGC
This is a messenger RNA of Iphiclides podalirius (scarce swallowtail), 588 nucleotides long. Lineage: Eukaryota; Metazoa; Arthropoda; Insecta; Lepidoptera; Papilionidae. The record is from the annotation of a GenBank genome assembly.